Malassezia sympodialis ATCC 42132 is the source of this 408-nucleotide messenger RNA. It is a transcript of the gene MXR2, whose product is annotated as peptide-methionine (R)-S-oxide reductase. Gene Ontology annotation, biological process: response to oxidative stress; protein repair. Lineage: Eukaryota; Fungi; Basidiomycota; Malasseziomycetes; Malasseziales; Malasseziaceae. Gene Ontology annotation, molecular function: peptide-methionine (R)-S-oxide reductase activity. The record is from RefSeq and is a predicted model, not a curated record.
AUGAAUUCUAUGCCAAAGAGUGAGAAGGAGUGGCGUGCUAUUUUGAGUCCCGAGCAGUUUCGUAUCUUACGUCAAAAAGGAACCGAGCGUGCCGGUACCGGUGAAUACAAUAAGCACUACGAAUCAGGUCUCUAUCAUUGCGCCGGUUGUGCUGCGCCUUUGUACAAAAGUACAACUAAAUUUGACAGUGGCUGUGGCUGGCCUGCCUUCUUCGAUGCGGUGCCAGGUGCAAUUGAUCGGCACGACGACUUCUCGUUCGGCAUGCGGCGAACGGAAAUCACCUGCAAGAACUGUGGCGGACAUUUAGGCCACGUUUUCUACGGAGAAGGCUUUUCUACGCCAACGGAUGAGCGUCACUGCGUUAAUUCUAUCUCUUUAUCAUUGUACGUGGUACAGACUUAUAGCUGA